Molecule: messenger RNA, 800 nt
Organism: Sus scrofa (pig)
Lineage: Eukaryota; Metazoa; Chordata; Mammalia; Artiodactyla; Suidae
Source: RefSeq, a predicted model, not a curated record
GGUGAGGAAGAUCGUGGACCAGGAAGUGUUGUGAUACCGGCAUGAGUGUGGCAAGUCAUUUAUGAGAUUGCGUGUGGAUGGCGUUUUGGUUGGGAAAUGAGGUCAUCGUGCCCGUCCUGGGCUGCUCCCCCUGCGCCGUGCAGGGCUGCCUGGCCUUAUAAAAGGAGUGACCGUCGUCCCAGCCCUACUCUCUUCCAGACACCAGUCCUAGACCUUCUUUGGAGCCUCUGGUUCCGUGAGUCCCAGGAACGAUGUCUUACCAGCAGCAGCAGUGCAAGCAGCCCUGCCAGCCACCUCCUGUGUGCAUACCCAAGUGCCCUGAGCCAUGUCCACCCCCUAAGUGCCCUGAGCCAUGUCCACCUCCUUGCCCACCUGUGGUGUGCCCAAUUCCAGUAUGCCAGCAGAAAUGCCCACCCUGCCCACCGUGCCCACCCUGCCCACCGUGCCCACCGUGCCCACCCUGCCAGCAGAAGUGUCCACCCAAGUGCCUGUAAGAGCAGCAGACUUCCUCAGGACCAUGCAACAACGGGAUCCAGGCUCCUCUUGGUCCCAGGGCUCCCUCGUCCUCCCUUUGGCCAUGGUGAUAGACUGCAUCCUUCUCAACCUCCCUCCUGGAUUCACAGCUGACGGAGAAAAGGCUUGGUUCCCCAGGCUCAUAGGAUGUUGUUGGAAGAGCAGCAGCGUCAUCGCCGGAUGGAGCUCUGCCAUCUGCCUGCCUGUGAUCUGGGUUGUGACCUCCAGCCUCUGAGCGCUUCAGUGUGUCUCUUUUUCAGUUCUCCAAUAAAGGACAUGUUUCAUGG